Messenger RNA from Lates calcarifer (barramundi perch), 4618 nucleotides. RefSeq names its product ankyrin repeat and SOCS box protein 13. The record is from RefSeq and is a predicted model, not a curated record. The transcript is spliced from 6 exons. The coding region runs from base 123 to 965 and encodes 280 amino acids. NCBI's taxonomy places the organism in Eukaryota, Metazoa, Chordata, Actinopteri, Centropomidae. Gene Ontology annotation, molecular function: protein binding. Gene Ontology annotation, biological process: protein ubiquitination; intracellular signal transduction; positive regulation of protein catabolic process.
AAGAAGCAGGAGCCUUUGGCCACUUAGCUCGUGCACAUUACCCCGCUGUUUACAAACAACUAUCUCGCUGUCUGUGUGUUAGCAUAGCUAAUUCUGCUGGGGAUAACAAAAAAAGGCAGAGCAUGGAAAUUGAAAACACUCAACCGUAUUUCUUAGGAGACAUCGGCUGCUGGUCAGAGAGAACAGAGGUGCACAAGGCAGCCUCCCUCGGCCAGGCCACCCAGUUGCAGCAUCUCAUACAGAGUGGAGCUUCAGUCAAUGUCGUGGCAGUCGACUCCAUCACACCGCUGCACGAGGCCUGUGUCCGUGGACAGGCCCAGUGUGUCCGGCUGCUGCUGGAUGCUGGAGCCCAGGUGGAUGCGAGGAACGUAGACGGCAGUACCCCGCUGUGUGAUGCCUGCUCAGCUGGUAGUUUGGAGUGUGUGAGGCUCUUGCUGGAACACGGUGCCAAGGCCAACCCUGCCCUCACCUCUCGCACGGCCUCACCUCUCCAUGAGGCCUGCAUGGGAGGUAACUCAGACUGUGUAAAGCUGCUUAUUGCCAUGGGUGCUUGUCUGGAGGCAUAUGACCUUUACUAUGGGACCCCACUGCACGUGGCUUGUGCUAAUGAACACGUAGACUGUGUUAAAGUGCUGCUCAAUGCCGGUGCCAAAGUGAAUGCAGCCAGGCUACACGAAACUCCGUUGCACCAUGCUGCUAAAAACAUGCGAGUGGAAAUGAUAGAGACGCUGGUGGAGUUUGGGGCCAACAUCUACGCCAGAGAUCAGCACAACAAGAAGCCUGUGGACCACACCACGCCGGGCUCGCCCUCUGCAGCCUGCUUACAAUUUUAUGAGACUACUCCCAUGAGUCUGCAGCAGCUCAGCAGACUGGCAGUGAGGAGGAGGCUAGGCACCAGAGCUCUGAAGGUCAUAGAUCAGCUGGACAUACCAAAACUCAUCAUCAGCUACCUCUGCUAUCAGUGAGAGUGAUACCUGGAGGAGGAGAUGGACCGAUGGUUAUAGAAAGACUGGAAAUUCACAGAGCCGCCGCACCAUUCACAGACAGAACAGUAGACAUAAAGGUUAGUGACAAGCACAGUGAUCUCACAUACUUCUUUUCAAAAUGUGUUUCAAGACUAAAGUACUCCUGUAGACACAGAGAGGUGGAAGAAGGUCCCUGCCCUCCCUUUCAGUCAUCUGCAAAUAUCAUAAAGUCAUAAAACACAGCAAGCUAGGAUCGGUGGGGGUCUGAUGUGUAAUCUGCUGGGUUUCUUGUCUAAAUCAUGGCAGGAAUUCAUGACUGUAGUCAUUCAAUCUGACACAGUGACCAGUGUCGUCUGGUGCCAACGUUAGUAUGACUUUGUUCUGGGUUCUGAUUGUGUGCAUGAACAAAAAGAUAACAAACCAAACCACAUGCAAAGUGGUGUUUAUACUGGUGGAAAACAAAUGCAUUUUUGGCACUAUACUGAAUGUCUUUCAUGGAAUACUGCAAGUAACAACUCACAUUUUAAUUCUUUGGAUAUAUAUAGCACAAAUAAGUUACAACAACUGUGUAAUCACUAUUACCUAAUGCGUUCAUUGAUUGUUAUUAUUGUACAUGUAGAUAUAGUAGUUGGAUAUGGAGACUUACAGUGACCUGUCAAUACUUAAGAAAUCCAAAAUGUCUUCUAAACAGCAGCUUCUGUUUGAAAAAGCUGCCCUCUCCUCUGCUCCCUUUGGUUUCCUUCUCUUCUUUAAACCUGAGCUUGCUGUGUGACUGUUGCUUUUUUUAGCUAGUUUAGUUGUUGGCAAUGGAGCCAAGAGCAUGCAAUCUUAAAUAUAAAUCGAAGCUAUAAAAGUCUUAAAUAGCAUUGAAUAAUAUUUGCCAUUUAGAUAAAUAGAAACAGAACGAGUGCCACUAGAGAGGAGUGUGCUUCCAAUAUUAGAGAUGUUUAUAGAUGGGUAUUUAUUUAACUAGAGAACACAUGAGCUCAGGGAGAGGGAAAAGAGAAAUGGCAUUGUUUUUGGCAACAGAGGUAACAUCAGUUCAGUCAGGAGAGACCAACAGAGACACAUGCUUAAAGAGUAGUUUAAUUAAUCUGUUUGAUUUGGUAAGCACAGUAGACAACAAAGGUUGUGGGGUCAGAUCCAGGACUUUCGAGGAAAAUGAAAGCAAGUCAGUAAACUCUCAGGUUUGCAGUCAAUACUGAGUAGCAGUUCAAGUAUGAAGUAAGACACUGCGCGUGUGCUCAGCCAGCGUUCCCCGGAAAAGUCAAAGCAAAAAUGAAAACCAUGUAGUAUCUAGAGGAACACCAAGCAGUGAUGUCACAGCAGCGCUCAGAGUGAAGUACUCCAGAUGCCGCUUCACUUCACCUCAGAUUCUUGAGAUUCAAACCCCAAGCAUGGCGACGGCCACUGUUUGAUACAGACACUGAAGUUUCAAGGAGACAGUAUCCUGGCUGCCUAUUUGUAGCUUUGUGUUAGUUGCUCCAUUAAAUCUUCUUAUGGAUACAGCCUAGAGAGCUUAGUCCUUGGUAUUUGUAGAAGGAGAUACAGGAAGUCGUCUCUGAAUUCCCCACAGUGCUUUAUAUUGAUUUACUGGCUUUCUUCUAAGUUGACAUGACCUGUUUUAGAGGUUUCAUAACUUCAGUUUAUCCAUGGAGGUUGAAUCAGACCAAACACACACUUCAUGAUUUGACAAGCAGAACACUGGAUAGAGAUAGGUUAAGUAUACAGGGUAGCACGUUGCAAGAGGCUGAUACACACUUCAGUAUUUGAGAGAUGUUAGAACAGUAUAUUGGCUGACUUUUUUUAAGAUCAACUCAUAACAUCUACACCUCGGAUGAUGUUUACUUAAACUUGGUUGUAAUAGAAUGGUAACCAAAAUACGUACUGAGCAGGAUAUUUUGCAGUUGAAAAAUACUUAAUAAUGCAGGCACUGACUCUAAACUACCUCAAACAUAGUUUUGUCAUUUCUGUACUGCAUACCUAUAUGCCAAUACUGACAUAUGUGCAGUAAGCUAAUAUCACCCUGGUUGAACAUUUGUUUAUGAAUUUAUGUCAUAUUUUUGACAGGGUACAUGGGUGGCGUAGGGGAAGCUGGGAUAUCCAGUAGUGGUACUGCAGUGGUCUUGCAUUCCUACAAACACUAAAGUCCAUGUUUGUGCAACCUCGUUGCCAGACAUGACUGUAGGUACUGAGUGAUUCUGUAAAACCCUGGAUUUUGCUCAGCAAUGUUUUUUAUGUCCAUUACCAACAUUUAAAAUUUCUCUAUUUCUAUGUGCACAUGGCAACUACAGUGUGGGUAGAGUUAGGUACAAUUUAUGGAAAGUCAGAGUUGCCAUGUGCUCCCUCAUUGGAUAGCUGAUAGUAAAGGGAUGAGAGCUCCUGGUCAGUGUCUUCAACCUGAGGGAAGAACUGAAAUCACUGGGAAACAGUGUCCCAGCCAAUCUUAUGUUGUGCUUCAAGACGUUUCAAAGUAAUAUAAAGUGACUGUCACGUACUAAAUGGGAUGAAACAUGCAUAACACUGAUGUAGUCCUUAAAAAGCAUGCAGCAGAAUAGAAGCAAGCAAGUGCUGUGUCUACAAAAAGCUGAACUCUGUUGAACUCAACAUGUUUUUUUUCUCUCUUGCCCUUCUUUCCCAUUUGUUAUAUAGUAUUAAACCCAGUCCACGUGCAGUUUACUGACAUCACCCUCCAGGAUUUUUAGGUGUCUAAACUCACAAUUUACAAACCUCUCGUUUUCUAUGUGGACCUGCCAGCGGGCAGUUUACCUCGCUUAACUUUUAAGAGCGAGAGGCCAUCUGUCAGCUCUCCUAGAGGUGUGCACCUGUGUGUUUACUGUUUACUGACAGAUUUUUGCAAAGCAUUCAAAAGCAAUAUUUCAUGCUCGUGGAACUGCAUCCAAAUCUCUCAGUUCGCUCCCCGCAUUUGGCUCUCUCCCUAAACGUGCCCGGGCUGCACGAUGCUGGCCUGAGUAUGCAGCCCGUCUGCUGCACACCAUAAACAUGUCAAAUUGUUGAAGCUCGUUUGAUCAGUGAGUUUUGAAAAGAAGCAAAUUCCUAUAAACUAAUCUUCCAUCAUUACAAGUUAUUUGGAUUAGUUUUUAAUUCCCUACAAAAAAAGCACUGUGGUUCAUUAUAGUCUUAGUCUGUAAAUAAUAUUGGAGCACAGAUCUCUCCCUCUUUAUGUGGAGUGUUCUUUAUAAGACCAUUUUUAGAAUAUUUGACCCUGAUACAGAUGGGGCUCGUACUUAUGGCUUAAAAUAACCACUACAAAACAUGCUUGGUUUCAAAGCACUUAAAGUCUACAGAAGGGACUGGAAAAAGUAAAGAGGAGGGCAGGCAUGCAUGGCACGUCCAGUUAUCUAAGAUGAAAAAUGGCUCCUGCUCCAAAAUAGGAAUGUUGAACUUCAGGUUGAACAACAACAGAGUGGUUGGUUUGUUAGGAAACUUUUCUCCCAGUUCGUCAGAUUAAACAGCGCUGGCAGAUCGCUCGGUUUGAAAGUGUUCUUAUUAAAGUGAAUAAAGUCAGGUUUAAUCCGCACCGAUGCUCAGAACGCACUGAUUCAUCUGUUUAAGGUGCUAUGAGAAACUGCUGAAUCUUAAUAAACUGUACAAGUGUUGAUUUAUUGAAUAAAUGACAUUGUUGACCUGUU